AUGUCUUGCUACCUUCUGCCUCAAGGGAUAACAAAGAACCUAACGAGCGCUGUCUCGCGGUUCUGGUGGAGUACUAAACUCAACAAUAGAGGCCUUCAUUGGGUGGCCUGGGACAAAAUAUGUGUACCGUUGGAAGAGGGCGGACUUGGGUUCCGUGAUUUUCAUGAUUUUAACCUCGCCCUCCUAGCGAAACAGAUGUGGAGACUUCUCAAGUACCCUCACUCUCUACUGGCCAGAGUACUUAAAGGACGGUAUUAUAGACACUCUAGUCCUAUGACGGUCGGGAGGGCCAAUAACCCUUCCUAUGGAUGGCGAAGUAUCUUAGCCUCAAAACCAGUUCUGCAGCAAGGCCUUCGAAAGAGGAUUGGGAAUGGACAUGAUACUAAAGAGUGGGAAGAGCCAUGGCUCCCCACGAAACCAGCGCGUCCUCCUAACAAUAUUGCUUUCCCUCGAGAUGAGGAGCUACGGGUAUACCAUCUUAUAGAUGCGAAUGCGAUGACAUGGAAACUAGACCUGCUGAGGCUUUUUGUUGCAGAAGAGGACAUACCCCAUAUAGUUUCGCUCCGGGUGAGCAGAACAGGGCGCCCCGAUAGCUUCAGUUGGGACUUUACAAAGUCUGGAUUAUACACAGUUAAGUCGGGAUACUCGGUUGCACAUGACAUGCGCCUCAGAGCAGGAAGCCACAUAGCCGCAUAA
This is a messenger RNA of Brassica napus (rape), 696 nucleotides long. RefSeq lists its product as uncharacterized. Lineage: Eukaryota; Viridiplantae; Streptophyta; Magnoliopsida; Brassicales; Brassicaceae. The transcript has a single exon. Bases 1 to 696 code for a protein of 231 amino acids. The record is from RefSeq and is a predicted model, not a curated record.